Molecule: messenger RNA, 607 nt
Organism: Zymoseptoria tritici IPO323
Lineage: Eukaryota; Fungi; Ascomycota; Dothideomycetes; Mycosphaerellales; Mycosphaerellaceae
Exons: 3
Coding region: 104-532 (142 amino acids)
Biological process (GO): intracellular protein transport
Cellular component (GO): mitochondrial outer membrane
Source: RefSeq, a predicted model, not a curated record
CAUCACCACACGAGCACUCUGCAUCAACCGCACAUCGACAUCACCGUUCAGUCAUUCUCGAUCCGAUACGACUACAUUCACUACAACCACAUAACCCGCCAGCAUGGUCCAACUCGAAGAAGUGCCCGAUGAGGAGCUCUUCGCGCAACAGUCAGGACCAAAGGCAGAGGAUGAGGAAGAAUGGGACACAAGUGACGAAUCAGAGAUAUCAGACGUGGACGAAGACGACGCUUUCGACGAGACCAUCCUCGACCGAGUUUACGCCCUCAAAGACAUCGUCCCGCCCACCUACCGCAAGCGCAUCGCCAGCGCCGCCGACACCGGCUACGCAUGGAUAUCAUCGGGUCUGAGCUUCAGCGGAAAGACGUUGUGGGUUGUGAGCACGAGCGCGCUGCUUUUGGGUGUGCCGUGGGCGUUGGCGUUCAGCGAGGAGCAACAGUACCAGGAGAUGGAGAGGGAGAUGCGCAUGCAGCAGAGUGCGAAUGAGCUUCUUACUGCUGGCGCGCCAACCGGCGCAAAGCCUGCGUUGUAAUGAGGCGAGGUGUACAAAUUUUGUGAGAUUACUUCUCCGCUACGGUUUACAGAUGUAGUGGCUGUAUCAUAUUCU